GACAAUUCAAAAGUGAAAAUGGAUCCAGGAAAUAGAUCAGAUAGAAGUAAAAGCGAGGAUGACAAACCAUACAAGUAAUGCAAGUGAAAUCCUUCUGGAUACAUCUCAUUGCCCUGGAGUGAGAUGUGAGCUGGGAAAAUCUGUCUUCGUAUUCAAGCACAGCAUGGAUUACAAAGGGCCAAGUAAGAAAAUCCUUGGAUAUCCUAUAGAGAACUACACAAUGGAUGCAGAAAUAACAUCAACAAAUUAUCUUCCACCUGUCGUUGAACAAAAAAGGAUUUACUACUGUUGCUACCACUACCAAAAAGGCGUUUUCUUAACUACCUGUCUUCCCCUCAUCAUCCUUCUCUUCUCCUGCCUUACUGUUGUACUUCUUUAUAAUGUCAUUGCUUUGAAAACAGAACUGGCAAACUUGCAGGCUGAGCUGAGAUCAUACAGAAGACUUGACAGAAGUCACCUUUCUUCUACCUUUGUGCUGGAGAACAACCACAAUGGAGCAAACAUUAAGGCACGCAGAACCUGGGGUGAAGAUUUGCAGACAGAGAAAUUUUCAGAUGUCCAAAAAGAAGGCAGUUUACCACAAAACACACGAUCACGAAGGCAUGCGUCGGAUGGAAAAGUUCACCAUUCCUGCUUGCAACUAAUUCCUGACAAAACAAGAAAUACAGAAACUCAAGGUGACAAUACUUUUAUCCCUUGGAUUCUUAGUUUGAAACAAGGAACUUCUAUUGAAGAAAGCCAAAAUAAAAUGUUGAUAAAAGAAAGUGGAUUAUUUUUCAUAUAUGGUCAGGUUUGGUAUAGGGGUUCUGUGUUUACCAUGGGUCAUAUAAUUCAAAGGAAAAAGAUACAUGUAGUGGGGGAUGACCCGAGCUUGGUGACUCUGUUUACAUGCAUACAAAAUAUGCCAGAGUCUAAUCCAAACAAUUCAUGUUUUACAGCAGGAAUUGCAAAAUUGGAUGAAGGUGAUGAGCUUCAACUGAUCAUACUAAGAAACAAUGCGAACAUCUCUUUAGAUGGGCAUGGUACAUUUUUUGGGGCGAUCAAACUCUUCUGAAUGGAGGGGGAGUGCAGGAGAAUACCAUUGGUGUGAUGGAGUAAGGUGAAAACAAGAAAUAAAUGGCCAGUGACCAUGGAUUAUUACAAGAAAUCCAGUACCAGGCUAUACUAUAGACAAGGAUGGCACAUGAUUUAAAUUCAGUAGUACUACAUAAUUCAGUAGUACAAAAGUAAGGAAAAAAUAGGAGAUAUAUACAGUGCCUUGUGCCUCUGUAAUGGAAAAUAUUGGCCAGUUAAAAAAACAACAAAACUUCUAAUUGGCAUAUAAUUAGUCACUAUAGACAUACAUUAAAGGGAGAGUCCAAGGGAAAAAAUAUGUGUAAAAGCUCGGUGAAACUAAAUGAAAACUGAGAUACUUACAUCACCGAUCCCGUGUCAUUCUCAUUCCGAAGAUGCUCAGCUCCCACCCUUCUCUACUUCCUGUUGCUUUGCAACAAUGUGCAGGGGGCAUGUGAGCUCUGCAGCCAAUCACUGGUCACAUCAAAGAUUAAAAUGGGUCACUAUGGGUUACUUUUUGAAACCACUAUAUAUAUAUAUAUAUAUAUAUAUAUAUAUAUAUAUAUAUAUAACCACUUCAAAGAAAAAGAUAUGGUGCUUGUUUGCUCCAAAUAUCUUUAAUCUUUGAGUUGAUUUGCCACUGUUGUUUACCAACUUUGUACAAAUUGUGGAGAGGUAGUCUCUGCACAGUUUCUCCUCAACUUUUAAAAUACUGUAAAGGGCCAUUUACACAUGCCAAAUUAGAAGGCAAUUAUCAGGACAAACCAUUUGUUCCGGAUAAUUGACUGCUUAACAGAGGAGGUGAGAGCUGCAGAUUCUGUGUGGACACUGGUGGCUUUUUGCCGUGGAAUCUCUCUGCCAAAUUCAAGGUCAAAUGAGGCAGCGUGAACAGUUCUUAAAGAGUUUUUAUUACAUUUUUGUUAAAAUGUCUCUAAUACCAUAAUAAUACUUUUUGUAAUAUACUUUAUUCAUGUAUUUUGUAUUAUUAAUACACUUUACCCCACCAAAGCGCACCUUUUCCUGUGGGCUUUAAAUUAACUAUUCUGUACACCGCUGACUUCUCAGCGGUGUAUGGAGUUUACAGUUGCCAGGAUUUAGUAAACCUCUGGGGGGCACGGGCAGGAGCUGCACUGCAGACCCAUUGAUAAACUGUAAACUCCGUACUCCAUACACCACUGAGAGGUCAGCGGUGUGCAGAAAAGUGAAUUUUAAGCUCACAGGGAAAGGUGCACUUUAGGGAGGGAAAAGUCUAUUAAAAAUACUAAGUGCCUUAAAGUAUUUUACAAAAAGUAUUAUUAUGGCAUUAGGGACAUUUUAACAAAAAUGUAAUCAAAAGUUUAAUUACUCUUUAAUAGGGUUGAGCGAACCCAAACUGCAAAGUUCGGGUUCGCACCGAACUUUGUGAGUUUGGGUACCCGGACCCGAACUCUGAC
Bufo bufo (common toad) is the source of this 2486-nucleotide messenger RNA. It is a transcript of the gene TNFSF13B, whose product is annotated as TNF superfamily member 13b. Gene Ontology annotation, molecular function: receptor ligand activity; tumor necrosis factor receptor binding. Gene Ontology annotation, cellular component: membrane. The record is from RefSeq and is a predicted model, not a curated record. Lineage: Eukaryota; Metazoa; Chordata; Amphibia; Anura; Bufonidae. The coding region runs from base 59 to 1054 and encodes 331 amino acids. Gene Ontology annotation, biological process: immune response. The transcript has 6 exons.